Messenger RNA from Eutrema salsugineum, 5032 nucleotides. RefSeq lists its product as uncharacterized. The coding region runs from base 601 to 4536 and encodes 1311 amino acids. The record is from RefSeq and is a predicted model, not a curated record. The transcript has 9 exons. Lineage: Eukaryota; Viridiplantae; Streptophyta; Magnoliopsida; Brassicales; Brassicaceae.
AGAAGAUAAAAAAAAAAAAGCAAAAUAGAAAAUAAAAAAACCUAAUCAAUAUAUACAUCUUCAUCAUGUCUUCUUCAUCAUCUUCUUCCGCACGAUUUCAGUCCGCCAGUGUAACCCUGAUCAAUCUCGCAUUUGCCUCUCGAUUCGUCGAUACUGCUAGAUUUUCUCUCGAUUUAUCCUAGGGUUCUUCUUGAUUUCCGCCUAUCUGUUUUUAGAAUCUAACUUCCGUUCUCUUCGUUUCUCCUAGGGGUUUCUUCUUCUCCUGGUUAUUCCUCCUUGUUCAAUUCGGUUUCCCUCACUGCGAUUUAUCAUUUUGCCCAAUUUUUCUGUGCCUGAGUCGUACAAAAUCGAUUAGAUUCUUACAAUUUCAUUUUAUAGUUAGAUAAUCUGCGCAGAUCGAAGGUUAUUUUGGCUCGUAGUCAUUAGAUUUAUUCCAUUAGCGUGACUUUGAAGCCGUGGAAGAUAGAGAAUCCAAUGGUUGCUUAAUAGCAGCCGCAGAAUCAACCGUAACGGUUGGGCGAAGUCUAUUGAUUAGAUUAGAGGGUGUGCUCAGAGGUGUCGUUGUGUACAGAGUCUGUGACUGCGACGGGAGAGAUUUGCAUGGGUGAGCAUGAAUCAUGGGCGGCUUCUCCGCCGUCACCCAGUGGCUUAUUUCCGAACGGGCUAUUGCCAGGCAAGGCUGCAUCUGUGACACGGCCGCUCGAUGCGGAGCGAUGGGCCAAGGCGGAGGAUAGAACCGCUAAGCUCAUUGCUUGCAUCCAGCCAAAUCCUCCUUCCGAAGAUCGCCGAAAUGCUGUUGCCAGAUACGUGCGGAGGCUUAUCAUGGAAUGCUUCCCUCGUCAGGUUGAGAUCUUUACUUUUGGAUCUGUACCAUUGAAGACUUAUUUGCCUGAUGGAGAUAUUGACUUAACGGCCUUCAGUACCAACCAAAAUAUGAAGGAUUCCUGGGCUAAUUUGGUUCGUGAUAUGCUGGAAAAGGAAGAAAAGAAUGAAAAUGCUGAAUUCCAUGUCAAAGAAGUCCAGUAUAUUCAGGCAGAAGUAAAGAUAAUUAAGUGUCUGGUGGAGAAUAUUGUGGUGGAUAUAUCUUUCAAUCAGAUUGGUGGGCUGUGUACACUAUGCUUCCUUGAGGAGGUUGAUCAGUUUAUAAACCAGAACCAUUUAUUCAAGCGUAGUAUCAUAUUGAUUAAGGCCUGGUGUUAUUACGAGAGCCGUAUAUUGGGAGCUCACCACGGGCUUAUUUCAACAUAUGCCCUGGAAACCUUGGUUCUUUACAUAUUUCAUGUUUUCAACAACUCAUUUUCUGGACCCCUCGAGGUUCUCUAUCGUUUUCUUGAGUUCUUUAGUAAGUUUGACUGGCAGAAUUUUUGUAUUAGCCUCUGGGGCCCUGUUCCAGUUAGUUCACUACCAGAUGUAACAGCGGAGCCUCCUCGAAAAGAUGUUGGAGAGUUACGAUACAGCGAAGAGUUUCUUAAAAAGUGCAGUAGAGUUUAUGCAGUUAAUCCUGUUUCUCAAGAGACACAGGGGCAGCCUUUUGUUUCCAAACAUUUCAAUGUUAUAGACCCUUUGCGUGAAAACAACAACCUUGGACGCAGUGUCAGUAAAGGUAACUUCUUUAGGAUACGAAGUGCAUUUACACUUGGUGCCAAGAAGUUGGCUAGGUUACUUGAAUGCCCUAAGGAGAAUUUGAUCCAUGAAGUUAACCAAUUUUUUAUGAACACAUGGGAAAGACAUGGGAGUGGUCGUCGUCCUGAUGCUCCUGGAAAUGACAUAUGGCUAUCAAGACUGGGAGAUCCUGAGCCUUCUCAUCAAACUGAAAAUGUUAGUAAUUCUUCAAGCAGCAAAAGAAACCAAAAUUCCGCCCGUCGUGGUGGGGUUCAAGGAGCUCGCAGUAUGCCCUCUCAACAGAAAAACUCUGGAACAGAAGUUAUAUCUAGCGCAACAUAUCAAACCCAAAAAAGUUGUGGCAACUCUUACCAACCUGCUCAAGAAGUCCGUUCUAAUCAAAAUGCUUCAAAUGAUAAACUUCAGGAAACUGUUAAGCCAGAAAUCAUGGUGAAUAAUUUUCAGGGAAGGCAUCUCUUUGCCAGGACGCGGUCAAGCCCUGAGCUUACGGAGACAUAUGGUGAGCCUCUUUUGCAAUCAAGGCGUAGUAGAGCCCCAGAAGCUGGAAAACGCCAAACUAAUUCUAUGAGGUCUGAUAAUAUCAGGAAAAAGAAUCUAGAGUCUGAAAGUUUGUCAAGCAAUAUCAGACAUGCAGCUGACUCAUCGUCAGUUAGGCAUACACCAUCCCCUCGAAGUCCUGAUAGUACUGCUGACAUGAGCAGUGCAGUGAACAGUUAUUAUGAUGAUUUAGGUUCAGUUUCCGUAAAUGAAGACUUAGGGGAACCGGGAAUGCAACAGGAAGAGCAAGAUCUUGUUAACUCGAUGACAUCUGUUGCCAGGCAAGGUUUUAAUGGACACUUCCAUUUCCCUUUAAAUUUUUCUACGGGCCAUUUUCCAUUUCCAAUUACACCUUCCAUCUUAGCUUCAAUGGGAUAUGAUCAGAGGAACGUGCCUGGUAUUGUUCCUUCUAAUCUUCCUUUCAUUGAGACACCUUGGAGUACUAAUGUGCAAUUUCCGCAAAACUUUGCUUCUUCACCAUAUACACAUUACUUUCCCAGUGGAUCCCAUCCAAUUUCAGAAAAGCUGAGCAAAGCUGGUAACGAAGACAUGGGGUCUCCAGAAGUGAACGUUGACGAGUCUGACCAUGAUCUCUGGCACGAUCAAGAAAGGGGAACUCAUAGUUUUGGACUUGAAAAUGGUGGGUAUGGAAUGCAUCAGGCCAUUGAUAAACAUCAGUCAUCUAUUGCAGAGCACAGUUUUGUACCCUCAAGUCGUAAAUUACGGUCAACAAGGGGAGAUGAUGUAGAAAAUUCCCACUCUCCAGUCAGAGGCAGUCAGAUUAAUAGUGAGGAGAGAAAUGCAGGCUCUAGAUCCGUUUCUUGUGCUAGUUCCGUUAGAAGCAGGACUUCAUCUGAAAGCUCUUGGGAUGGAUCAACUACAAGGGGCUCAAAGCCAGCUAGGGAUAAACGGAAUAGGAAAGUAGUUUCUGGGGCUACGUCUGCACUGUAUGGAAAAGGGAAGAGUGUUCCUGAGCACACGAUCCAGGUUGAAGAUGAUAACAGAGAAUGGAUUUCCGUAUCAAGCAAUGAAAUAACAGAAAGAGAUCUGGGCCCUCGGCCUACUGUUGCUUCAUUUCAACUUCAGAGGCAUCAAAUACAUGGUCAUGAACUAGCUCAGGCAAGUGGAUCAGAGUCCACAAUGUCUCUUGCUCCAUUUAUCCUUGGCCAUGGCAUGCAACAAAACGAGGUUGAUAGUUCUGGAUAUACUUUUUAUCCCACUGGGCCACCUGUUCCGAUCGUUGCAAUGCUUCCAAUGUACAACUAUCAAGCUGGUGGUAAUGCCGCAUCAGAUACUUCGGCAAGCCACCUCAGUGUGGAUGAAGGAGUAGAGAUUCAUGAUCCUUGUAAAAGUUUUGACUUCAGGGGACUUGAUCAGUCUGAUAUAGUUGUUUCUUCCCGCUCCACCAAAGUUGGCGCUUCUGUAGAACCAACGGAGCAUAAAAAUGAUAUUCUCAAUGGUGAUUUUAAAAGCCAUUGGCAAAAUUUGCAGUAUGGCCGCUCUUGCCAGAAUUCUCAACAUCCGCCGGUGUUGUAUCCUGCUCCUGUUGUAGUGCCACCUGCUUAUCUACAGGGGCGCUUACCAUGGGAUGGUCCGGGAAGACCUCUUGCUUACACAAAUGUCGUGAAUCAGCUCAUGACCUACGGACCUCGACUUGUACCCGUUGCUCCCGUACAACCUGUGUCUACCAGGCCACCUAACAUUUACCCUCGUUAUGCUAAUGAAACUCCCAGAUAUCGAAGUGGGACGGGCACCUAUUUUCCUAAUCCUAAGAUUUCCCCUAGGGAGCAGCGGCCUACAUCUGGCAUGAGGCGAGGGAAUUAUGGGCAUGACAGAAACGAGCAUCACAGCGAUAGAGAAGGGAAUUGGAAUGUUGGUACAAAGACACGGGGUUCUGUACGUGGCCACAACAAUCGUAACCAAGCUGAUAACAAGCCAAGCUCAAGGCAAGACCGAUCUGAUAGGCAUUGGGGGUCGUCGUAUAGGCAUGAAUCGUCCUCGUAUUCAUCUCAUCAUUCUCAAAACGGUCCUAUUCGCUCAAAUAAUUCACAAGAUUCUCCUGGAAACGUUGCUUAUGGCAUGUACCGACUGCCACCGGGCAUGAGGCAGAGCAGUGUGACUUCUUCAGAGGGACACAACGCUCCAUCUGUCAUGAUGUUUUAUCCAUACGAUCAUAGUACUGUUUACAACUCACCAACUGAACUUCCUGAGUUUGGGUCUCUUGGACCUGUGGGUGAAGCGCCACAUCUAAAUGACGGAAGCUUGUCUGCUGGUGGGGCAUUCGAAGAUCAGCCGAGGUAUCGUGGUACUGCUGCUUCUGCUCAUAUGUCUUCACCUGAUGAUCCUUCCUCGCCUCGCUUCCCCAGGGGAAAGUAACAUCAAUGCUUUAGCUGGAAUAAACCCAAGAACUGGUAGAAAACAUUACGAUCACACCACCAGGAUGUUUGUGAAGCCGUGGAAAGAAGAGUCAAGACAGGACUUGAUCAACCUCAGACCAAUCUGGAAUUUUGCUCUUAAGCGACAAAGAAAGAAACCAUGUCAUGAGGAAUCGGUAAGCAUCACUCAUCGAUCCAAGCUAGUUCAGAAAACGCAGCGAUACAAACAAGCUGGUCAAGAUAAAGCAGGACUCUUUCUUAGACGAAUUACGGUUUAGGUAACUUUUUUUUCUCCUUUUUAUCACUCUUUCCUUAGAAUUUCUCUCCAUUAGAAAAUGUAGCCUUUUUGCCCACAUAGAGAAACUAAUAGUAUUCUGGGCUUAUCGUCAAUCAUGUUUCUAUAUUCAAGAAAUAAUUUCUUAACUUUUUUAGGAAAAGAAAUUCGUACACUUUUAGCUCCUUGUAGUUAUAUUUUGAUGAUCUUAUAUAUUUUUGAG